Messenger RNA from Eutrema salsugineum, 1313 nucleotides. RefSeq lists its product as uncharacterized. The coding region runs from base 563 to 700 and encodes 45 amino acids. The record is from RefSeq and is a predicted model, not a curated record. Gene Ontology annotation, biological process: negative regulation of cell population proliferation. The transcript has a single exon. NCBI's taxonomy places the organism in Eukaryota, Viridiplantae, Streptophyta, Magnoliopsida, Brassicales, Brassicaceae.
CGAUUAUAUUACAUGAAGAGAAAAACUAUUCUUAUACAUUGAAGUUAUUGUUUUUUUGUCACUUGUUAUUUUAUAGUACAUAAAAGAAUAAGGUCUGUAACCAAAUGGCCGACCAAUGUAUCUUGGUUGGUGGAUUUUCACAUUGUUAUGUAAAGUUUGGCGACGUGACUCAACCAUAAAGAUGAGAAUAUAUAAUAAAUUUGUUCAAACUCCAUUCUUGUUAUUUAUUAUUUACAUGGUCCCCGUAUAUAUUACUUCUUUUUGUAUGGAUUUUAUUCAUUUAUUAACAUGUACAAUGCAGACAAUAACUUCUCCCUAUAAAAGCUCAUUCGAGCAAGUCUCUUCACCCAUCAAAUCAUUUAUAUUCCAAAGCUUUCUGCCCUGUUCAAAAAAUCACACUCUCUAUCUCGACUCUAUCUAAAUUAUCUUUCUAGAAGAUUCGUAACUCGAGAAAAAUCUAAGACAAGUUUUUUGUCAAGAGAUUCGUCGUAUUAAAUCUCACCAUCUUUAGUAUUUGAGAGUACUAAAUCAUUGUUACAUAUCAACCGGUCUGCAAACGGAUAUGGAGAGCAUCAUGAACAUGAAGAGAAAGGAGAAGAAAUCACAAAGUAGAAGACUCGGGAAGUAUCUCAAAGAACAGAAAGCGAGGAUUUACAUCAUUAGGAGAUGUGUGAUGAUGCUCCUAUGUUCACGUGAUUGAUUCAUUUAUUCAUUAACAACACAUAUACAUGCAUGCUUAUGUACGUGUAUGUGUGUGUGUGUGUGUGAGAGAGAGAGUAUGCAGAAAUCAGAGGCAAGCUAAAGGAAAGCAUGUCAAUGAUAAAAAUUUAGAUUGCUUUGUUUUGCCUUGUCCUAUAUGUAAAUACACUAUUAGAAGCCAAUGAUCAUGAUUAGAAGAAAGUAUUACUUUAUGCAGUCGUGUUACGAUGUCAAUCACACAAUAUCAGCGUUCAUUACUCAAUCACAAAGAGAUCGGCCACAGUGUGAAGAUUAAUUCACAUUCAUUUCUAGUUAUCCCGUACGAUUCUCCCGAUCUAAAUCGGUUUUACAUGAAGAAGAUUUUACUCAACAUGUUCUAUUCGAUACGGGUAGGAGAAACGGUAUUCUUUUCAAAAAAAAAUAUUAAUAAAAAAUCACUCUAAAGACAAACGGUUUUAUACCACCAAACUAAAAAAACUCCCUUCUUUUUUAGGUUAUAUAAUACGAAACCACUUGUUCUUCUCUGUUCUUAUUAAGUAGUUAGGUUUACGGCUCCGAUCAGUGAUCACAAAUUGACAUCUUUUACAAUCAGCUUCGUAAUAACUCAUCGAAUU